GUGGGUAUCUGAAUGUGUAUGGCUAUGGGUGGGCAUGUCGUCAUUGGCGGUGUGUGUGGUGGUCACCUUUGAAUUGGUCGUUCCUCUACUUGUGUGCCGUUGUCGUGCUCGAUGGUCAUUGGGGACGGUGAUGGUGACGAUCAUGGUCAUGGUCAUGGUCAUGGUCAUGGUCACGGUCAUGGUCAUGGUCAUGGUCAUGCUUCGCCAUGUCAUCUACGCAGCACCAGGCGUGUCCCAGCUCAAGACUCACGCGCUGCGGUGUUCGGCCGAGGCGUCACUGCUGGCGAUCUUUGUCGGCGGGGUGCCGGGCGUGACCGAUAAGAUGCUGGUGGCGUUCGCCAGGUGGCUUACAUACCUCGCGGAUCUCCGGCCGCCCCUCUUGGAGCUCAAGCUUCCACUCGGCCUGCCGUCUGGGCGGGUCGAUCCGAUGGUGAGCGACGGCUUGCCUGGCCUCUGGGGCGCGCUGCCCGAGAUCACAGCGUCGUUCAUUCGGUCGCAAGACCGGUACUGCAUGAUGCGCUCGCCUUGGCUCCUCAUUCCGCCGUUGUCUGACGAGGCAAAGCUCUCAGCUAUCGUCAGCUCUUCCGACCGUUUGGGUGACGUCGAGAUCUACUGGUUCCGCGCGGACGACAUGCUCAAGUCCGCCUCGCACGCUCCGGUUCUGCCAAGUGCAAUGGCCGCACUCCUCCACGGCGUGAGCCAUACCCACCAUCGUACCAAGCGCGGCGAAACGCUGUGCUCCCUGGCGGAUUCCGCGUUUGGCGUUUCAACACAGCCGGCCCAGGCUCCGGGGCAGAGACAACCACCAGCACCUUCAAGAUCGAGCCCUAGUGCUGCAGCGAGACACACCACCAGCUCAAACAGCGCGGUCGCGUCGGCUGACGCGCGGGCGCGGAUGUCCUUGGCGGUCGCGUCGGCGCUCAGCAGGCGGCCCAAGCCAGCGGCCAGCCAGAAGACGCUGACAGUCGACGAGCUGAGAUCAUACAAGUUCCGCGGGCGUGGAUCCGACCCGUUCCUCGACUACCGUCAUGAGCGGUACGUACUCCCGCCGUACCAGGCCAUGCUCCCUGUUGGGACACGGACCUUUGCCUUUGAGCUCAACGUGACCUCGCUCCCGCUGUGGAACUUUUCCUCGCCUGACAUCUCGUGUAAGCUGCUCAUCGAGUCACGGCGGUCGCCAAACGCAGUGCCAGCAGUUACAGUGUACGUCAACCAGAAGCCGAUCACGCCGUCGGCCGCACAUCCGGCACCCGAAUUGGGCAAGCACCUCAUCGAGGGUCGCAACAAGAUCUCCAUCGUCCGCUCGUCGUCGUACCUGCCCGACAUCAUCAUCCUCGCCUUUGCGUACGCACCGCGCAUCAAGCCCGAGGCUGUCGGCACCACGCUCCUCCGCAAGCAACUGAAGGCUGCGGGGGACGCAUCGCAGCUCGCCGGACCCACCCGGUCGCUCGCCGUGUGCGACACCACCAUCGAGGUCUCGGGCGCCCAGGUCGCUGCCGCCAAGGCCACCUUUCUUCGCAACAACUUUGAGCUUCCCGAGCUGCCGGUCCUCUCGGUCAAGCUCUCGUUCCUCUGUCCGCUCGCCUUUGCCCGCAUGCGCCUCCCUGCAUGCGGCAAGCAGUGCACCCACGUCUCGUCGCUCUUCGACCUCGUCACGCUCCUCCAGGUCAUGGCCCACCAGGGCCGCUCAUCCACGCCCUGCCCCAUCUGCAAGAAGCCGCUCUCCACCUCGGACGUCGUCGUCGACCUCUUUGUUCUCUCGCUCGUCACCUCGCCGCAGUUUGCCGACGAGGACUGUGAGGGCGUCGUCAUCCUCCCCGACGGCUCUAUCGAAGGCGCACACGCGCCCGAGAUCGAGUACACGGCGCCGAAUCCGUCUGCGGCUCCGGCGGCCGCCGAGCUCGCGGGCCCCUCCCCCGCGCCCACAGACGCGUCGUCAACCCCGCACCUGCCCGGCGCCCAUGCCGCGACGGGCAACCCAAGCGCGCUCGCCCCGGCGGACACUACUCCGACUCCGGCGUCGGCCCUCUCCACCCCCACUGGCGCCUCCCGCAAGCGCAAGCGCGUCUUUGAAGCCGUCGACCUUACCCUCGACGACGACCCGGCCCCGGUCGUAGCGCCGCCGCCCAAGCGAACACAUCCACUCUCUGGCCUCUUUGGCUCGCCGUCACCCGAGCCGUGCGUGCCGAACUCGUCGUCGUACGCGCCGACUGAACCGUCGUACGCGCCGACUGAACCGUCGUACGCGCCGACUGAACCGUCGUACGCGCCGACUGAACCGUCGUACGCGCCGACUGAACCGUCGUACGCGCCGACUGAACCGUCGUACGCGCCGACUGAACCGUCGUACGCGCCGACUGAACCGUCGUACGCGCCGUCGUUUGCGCCGGCGUCAUCGCUCUUUACUCCACGCCCGCGCGCUGUGCCGCGCGCCGACGCUCCGGUCAUUGUCCUCGACUAGCAUCCCCCAACCUACCAAAGUCUGCCACACACUGUG
Thecamonas trahens ATCC 50062 is the source of this 2497-nucleotide messenger RNA. RefSeq lists its product as uncharacterized. The record is from RefSeq and is a predicted model, not a curated record. NCBI's taxonomy places the organism in Eukaryota, Apusomonadida, Apusomonadidae. The transcript is spliced from 2 exons. Gene Ontology annotation, biological process: protein sumoylation. Gene Ontology annotation, molecular function: SUMO ligase activity. Bases 35 to 2461 code for a protein of 808 amino acids.